ACCUCGAACCACCGACACACUACGCCAACUACAAAUACUGACUCAUCUCCUGCCCUCGCACCUGCACGCCCUCCUUCCUCCUACCGCCGGCUCCCAACAUGACGGCGCCAUUCUCGCACACGCAGAGACCUGUGCGUCUUACCGUCUCACUACAGGCCAUAGCUCGCAAAGGCGCCCCUUCGACCGGCCCCAUUGAUCGCACCCUAGUCAUCCCUCAACAUGGCUUGGUCGAGAUUGGCCGCGCUUCCACCAGUGCCACCAAGAACAGAAAGCCAGCCGCCGACAACGCUCUGUUCGAGUGUGCUGUCAUGUCCAGACACCAUGCCGCCAUUUCGGCUCCCAAGGGUCCUCAUGGACCCAUCAUGCUCGAGGAUACGGGCUCGAUGCAUGGCGUCUACGUGAACGGAAGAAAGAUCCUUAGAACUGAGAUCUUCUCCCGCGAUGAGAUACGAUUCGGAAGUCAGGUCACUCGUGCUGAAGCCACGUUUGACGGUGUCGAGGUCCGGAUCACCAACAUCGUCCGCUCAGGCGCUUCCUUCAGUAAUCCCUUCUCCACCAGCACCCUCACCAACACCAGCACCAGCGUCACUCUCCCGGAAAGUAGCAAGAAGGUCAACCCACCCUCAUACCGCGUCCCCGGCUAUGACACCGACUCUUCCAAGGAAGAUCUCACCUCCAUCACCUCUGAAGAGCCCUCGAUUACCGUCAAGCCCUCAAUCUCCACAAAGCCUUCGACCGUCAUCAAGCCCGCUACUUACAUCGACCUCGAUCCACCUUCACCACCCGUCUAUGCUCGCAGUGUCGUCGAGGUCGAUGACUUCACCGACAACAUGUCCGAGGAGGUUUCCGACUUUGACAGCGAGUUCGACGACGGUUAUGAUUACCCUGACAACCCCGACGAAAUCGAUCAUGACGACGACAGCCAGGCGGCCUCGGACCGUGACGAGUCUCCUGGUCUCUCCGAGUCAUUCAACGACUACUCGGACGAAGAAGAUGUCAUUGACUCAGAGUCUGAGGAGUCUUUCGAGACACAGCUGGAUAACACAACCGUGUUACCUGUUGUCGAGUCGUUCAAGUCCAAGGCCGCUGACACUCAAGCCCACACCCAGACUCAGGCUCAGGCUCAGGAGGUAGAAAAGCCUCGCGAUACUGCCGAAGAAGUCAUGUCUAUCCCGUGGUUGGUCGAGAACUCCAUGACUGCUGCUGCAAACGAGUGGUAUUACCCUCAUAUCACCUUGCCUCAACUUCACUAUGACUCUAUCAAGAUCCCCUUGGCUCCAAGCCAGAAGGACGACAGUCUCGCAACGUCCAAGGACGACAUCUCCGCUGCUCCCAGAGACCAGAAGAAGGAUCCCGAGAUCAAGGCCAUCCAAAACACCGACGAUCUCCGCAUCGAUGAUGAUGUCGUCGUUCAGGAGGUGAUCGCCGAGAGCCGCGUAGCUCCGGCUGUCUUUACUCCGAUAACUGCUCCCGAGCCUGCUGUGGCUGAGAAGCAGAUCGCUGCACAAGCUCCUACUGCCGCCGAACUCUUUCAUAAGGUGGACUCGCCGACAGGAAGCAAACGCAAACGUGAUGUCGAGGAUGACGGCCACGAGGCACUACCUGCCUCGUCUACUGCUCGCAGAUUGUUCAAGUUCAGACUUGGUCCGCAGCACAAGAAGGCCCUCGCCAACUUCUUGCCAAAGCGCACAAUCGUCAAGGCAGCUCCUCGCCCUAUCAAGAGGGCAAAGCGUUCAACUGCUAAGGUCGCUUUGAGUGCUUUCGCUGGUGCCCUUGGUGGUAUGGCUACUGUCGUCGGUGUGCUGAUGACUCCUCAGUGCGAGCAGUUGCUGGCUAACUGGCCCAUGCCAUAAAUGGACGCGGUGCUUUGAAUGAUGAGUAAGCCUCGAGCGUCGACUUACAUGAGAAGUCCGCAGAGGGGAUCCGGAGCGUUGACCUACAAGUGAGGUCCGCAGGAGGAUCAAUAA
Molecule: messenger RNA, 1967 nt
Organism: Aureobasidium pullulans EXF-150
Lineage: Eukaryota; Fungi; Ascomycota; Dothideomycetes; Dothideales; Saccotheciaceae
Exons: 3
Coding region: 99-1853 (584 amino acids)
Molecular function (GO): protein binding
Source: RefSeq, a predicted model, not a curated record